Molecule: messenger RNA, 1170 nt
Organism: Micromonas commoda
Lineage: Eukaryota; Viridiplantae; Chlorophyta; Mamiellophyceae; Mamiellales; Mamiellaceae
Exons: 2
Biological process (GO): double-strand break repair via homologous recombination
Cellular component (GO): chromosome; cytoplasm; nucleus
Molecular function (GO): 3'-5' DNA helicase activity; four-way junction helicase activity; ATP binding
Source: RefSeq, a predicted model, not a curated record
CUGUCCAAGUACUACGGCCAUGCCGACUUCAGGCCCGGGCAGCUCGAGGUGGUCGCCGCGACCGUCCAGGGCAGGGACUCGUGCGUGUACUGGUCCACGGGGUCGGGCAAGUCUCUGUGUUACCAGCUUCCCGCUCUACACACCGGCAAGACCUCGUUGGUGGUAUCGCCGCUCAUAUCACUCAUGAACGACCAGGUGACGCACAUGAACAACACCGCCGGCGCAGACGAAGGGGAUCUCGCUGCGUUCCUGGGUUCCUCGCAGACUGACAAGUCCGUGGAGGAGCGAGCACUCCGAGGCGAUUUCAGGGUGGUGUACGUGACCCCGGAGAAGCUCGUGGGCGACAUCGAUGAUAUGGCAAGGGACGGUAAGCUGGGUCUGGUCGCAGUUGACGAGGCGCACUGCCUGUCGCAGUGGGGCCACGACUUUCGCAAGUCGUACCGGGGCCUGACGCUGAUCCGAACGCAGCUGUCGCCCAACGGGGAGGUUCCCGUCAUGGCGCUCACUGCGACUGCAGUGGAGAAGGUACGUGAAGACAUCAAGGACGUGCUGGCUCUGAAGCGACCGCACGUCGCCCGGAACAGCUGCGACAGGACCAACCUUCGCAUCCUCGUGAGCAAGAAGCGGGGCGGAGCUGCGGACCACCUACACAUCUACGAGAGGUGCCGCGACGCGAAAGGGUCGGUAGUUGUUUACUGCGUCACCAAGCGAGACGCGGAGGAUAUCGCCACCGUGCUCAAAAAUAAGUUCGCGACCCAGAACAUCGCCGCUGGCGUCGAGGUUUACCACGCCGGACUGGCCAUGUCGAGGAGGGACGCGACGCAUAAGGGUUUCCUGACCGGCAGCGUCAAGGUCGUGGUCGCCACCGUGGCGUUCGGCAUGGGCAUUGAUAAGCCGGACAUCCGGUUAGUCAUGCACUACGGCGCGCCUAAGACGAUGGAGGAAUACUACCAGCAGGUUGGCCGCGCAGGUCGAGACGGGCUGCCGUCCGACGUUGAGAUGAUCUACGGGGACGGGGACUUUUCGAGAUACAGCGACGAGUUUUACGUGGGCAAGCUGGACGCCGCGGCGAGGAAAACCCAGAAGGAGAGCACCGACGCGCUCGAACGAUUCUCAAGGUCGCGGGAGGUGUGCAGGCGCGCGAGUAUCCUGGCCCACUUCGGCGAGAGC